This is a messenger RNA of Morchella importuna, 3570 nucleotides long. RefSeq lists its product as uncharacterized. Lineage: Eukaryota; Fungi; Ascomycota; Pezizomycetes; Pezizales; Morchellaceae. Gene Ontology annotation, molecular function: pyruvate carboxylase activity; ATP binding; metal ion binding. Gene Ontology annotation, biological process: pyruvate metabolic process; gluconeogenesis. The transcript is spliced from 12 exons. The coding region runs from base 1 to 3570 and encodes 1189 amino acids. The record is from RefSeq and is a predicted model, not a curated record. Gene Ontology annotation, cellular component: cytoplasm.
AUGGAACAGCAAUCUUCCCCCGAUUACAAUGCGGUCUUUGAGGAUUCGGCGGACUCGUCGACGGUGAGGACGGUCCACCGUCUCCGUGCGAACUCAACAAUUAUGCAAGUCAACAAGAUUUUGGUUGCAAACCGUGGUGAAAUUCCUAUUCGGAUUUUCAGAACUGCCCACGAGUUGUCACUUCUUACUGUUGCCGUCUACAGUCAUGAGGAUCGUCUUAGCAUGCACCGUCAAAAGGCGGAUGAAGCUUAUGCUAUUGGUGCGAGGGGACAGUACACCCCCGUGCAGGCAUAUUUGGCGAUCGAUGAGAUUAUUAAGAUUGCUGUUACCCAUGGAGUGAACAUGAUCCAUCCCGGUUAUGGUUUCCUUUCUGAGAACGCCGAGUUUGCUCGCAAGGUCGAGAAGGCCGGUAUGAUCUUCAUUGGACCUACCCCCGAAGUCAUUGAUGGGCUAGGUGACAAGGUCUCUGCUCGUACUCUUGCAAUUAAGUGCAAUGUUCCUGUUGUUCCAGGAACUCCAGGACCGGUUGGUAAGGUCGAGGAAGCAGUAUCAUUCGUUGAAAAGUACGGAUACCCUGUUAUCAUCAAGGCGGCAUUUGGUGGUGGUGGAAGAGGUAUGAGAGUUGUGAGGGAGGGUGACAGCAUUAAGGAUGCUUUCACCAGAGCAUCAUCCGAGGCUCUGUCCGCUUUUGGUAACGGAACAGUCUUCAUUGAGCGAUUCCUCGACCGUCCUAAGCACAUUGAAGUCCAAUUGCUUGGAGACAACUUCGGAAAUGUUGUUCACUUGUACGAGCGUGACUGCAGUGUCCAAAGAAGACAUCAAAAGGUCGUUGAAAUUGCUCCUGCGAAGGACUUGCCUCAGGAAGUUAGAGAGUCUAUCUUGAACGAUGCCGUCCGUUUGGCGAAGUCAGUAAACUACCGUAACGCCGGUACCGCUGAGUUCCUUGUCGACCAGCAGAACAGAUACUACUUUAUUGAGAUCAACCCUAGAAUCCAAGUCGAGCACACUAUCACCGAAGAAAUUACCGGUAUCGACAUUGUUGCCGCUCAGAUCCAGAUCGCCGCUGGUGCCUCAUUGGAGCAGCUCGGUCUGACACAGGACCGUAUCUCUACUCGUGGUUACGCCAUUCAGUGCCGUGUCACUACUGAAGACCCUGCCAAGGGUUUCCAGCCUGACACCGGUAAGAUUGAAGUCUACCGCUCAGCUGGCGGUAACGGCGUUCGUCUCGAUGGUGGUAACGGUUUCUCUGGUGCCAUUAUUACUCCCCACUACGAUUCCAUGUUGGUCAAAUGUACCUGCCAUGGUUCCACAUAUGAAAUCGCUAGGAGAAAGAUGUUGCGUGCCCUUGUCGAAUUCAGAAUCCGUGGUGUCAAGACCAACAUCCCCUUCCUGGCUUCAUUACUUACACACGACACCUUCAUUUCUGGAAACUGCUGGACCACUUUCAUCGAUGACACCCCGGAACUAUUCGCUCUCAUGACCUCUCAGAACCGUGCUCAGAAGCUUUUGGCAUACCUCGGAGACGUUGCCGUCAACGGCAGCAGCAUCAAGGGACAGGUUGGCGAGCCAAAGUUCAAGGGAGAAAUCGUCUUGCCCACUCUUCUCGACGAUGCCGGAAAGACCAUCGAUGUUACCUACCCCUGCCAGACUGGUUGGCGUAACAUUUUGGUCAAGGAUGGCCCAGCUGCUUUCGCGAAGGCAGUUCGCCAGAACAAGGGAACCUUGAUUAUGGACACUACAUGGCGUGAUGCUCAUCAGUCUCUCUUGGCUACCAGAGUCAGGACUACUGACUUAGUGAACAUUGCCAAGCACACCAGCUAUGCCUACUCCAAUGCUUUUGCUCUGGAGUGUUGGGGAGGUGCCACCUUUGAUGUGGCCAUGAGGUUUUUGUACGAAGACCCAUGGGACAGACUUAGGAAAUUGAGGAAGCUUGUGCCCAACAUUCCCUUCCAGAUGUUGUUGCGUGGUGCCAACGGUGUUGCAUACUCAUCGCUCCCCGAUAACGCAAUUGAUCAUUUCUGUGAGCAAGCAAAGAGAAAUGGUGUCGAUAUCUUCCGUGUCUUUGACGCCCUUAACGACCUUGACCAGCUUGAGGUUGGUGUGAAGGCUGUUAAGAAGGCUGGAGGUGUCGUUGAAGCUACCAUCUGUUACAGUGGAGACAUGCUUAACCCCAAGAAGAAGUACAACCUCGAGUACUACAUGAGUCUCGCAGACAAGAUUGUUGCUAUGGGUACUCACAUCCUCGGUAUCAAGGAUAUGGCUGGUGUCAUGAAGCCCGCAGCUGCUACUCUCUUGAUCGGAAGCAUCCGCAAGAAGUACCCUGACCUUCCUAUCCACGUCCACACUCACGACUCAGCCGGUACUGGUGUUGCCUCUAUGGCUGCUUGUGCUAGGGCCGGUGCCGAUGCUGUGGAUUGUGCCACUGACUCCUUGUCUGGUAUGACCUCGCAGCCCAGCGUUGGUGCUUUGCUUGCGUCUCUGGAGGCAUCGGAGGAAGACCCACGCCUCAACAUUGAGCAUAUCCGUGCCAUUGAUGGAUACUGGGCUCAGCUCCGUCUUCUCUACUCUUGCUUCGAGGCUGGGUUGACUGGACCGGAUCCCGAGGUCUACGUACACGAAAUCCCUGGUGGUCAAUUGACCAACCUUAUCUUCCAAGCAAGCCAGCUUGGAUUGGGAACAUUGUGGGCCGAGACCAAGAAGGCAUACACCCAGGCAAAUGCUCUUCUUGGAGAUAUUGUAAAGGUCACUCCUACAUCAAAGGUCGUUGGUGAUCUUGCUCAAUUCAUGGUUUCCAACAAGCUCACCUACGAGCAAGUUAUUGAGAAGGCUGAGACCCUUGACUUCCCCGGAUCUGUUCUCGAUUUCUUUGAGGGACUUAUGGGACAGCCGUACGGUGGUUUCCCGGAACCUCUUCGUACCAAUGCGCUCCGUAACCAACGCAAGAAGCUCACCGAACGCCCUGGAAAGUCGCUACCACCAGUCGAACUUGCCAAGGUCAAGCAGGAGCUUGAGGCUAAGUGGGGAUUCGCUUCAGAGUGCGAUGUUGCCAGCCACAACAUGUACCCCAAGGUCUUUGCGGACUACAAGGAGUUCACACAGAAGUAUGGUGAUUUGAGUGUCCUUCCUACCAGGUACUUCUUGGCUAGCCCGGUCAUCAACGAGGAGUUCCACGUCGAGAUUGAGAAGGGUAAGACCUUGAUCUUGAAGCUUCUUGCUGUUGGUCCUUUGUCCGAGCAGACCGGGCAGAGAGAGGUUUUCUUCGAGAUGAACGGUGAAGUCAGACAGGUCACUGUCGAUGACAAGAGAGCUGCUGUCGAGAACUUGAGCCGUCCCAAGGCUAACCCCAGUGACCCUGGCCAAAUUGGUGCGCCAAUGGCUGGUGUUGUUGUGGAGCUUCGUGUCCAUAUGGGCUCCGAUGUCAAGAAGGGUGACCCAGUUGCCGUUCUCAGUGCAAUGAAGAUGGAGAUGGUUAUUAGUGCGCCGCACUCAGGAAAGGUGAAGCAUGUGGAGGUUAAGGAGGGUGAUUCGGUCGAUGGGCAGGACCUGAUUUGCAAUAUCGAAAAACCAUAA